UCCUCACUCGACUAGUUUGGUCUAGUCAAAAUGGCGUGCCUCAUGUAGGGGUCGAGUGUGGUUACCUGUCACAUUUUCUUCACAUUUAAAGCACUUAUCGUGUACCUUGUUACCUACCCUGGCGACCAUGUUCGCAAACAUAGCCCUGCGAACUGUCCUGAAAUCGUCCGCUACUGUUUUGCGAGAAAGCGGCGCUCUGUGCUCCUGGACGCGCAGCUCGGCUUCACUCCCAGGACCCAGAGUCAGCUGUGUUGCAGGAAGCUUUGCUGUUUCAACACCAGUGAGACAUUAUGCUCGGGCUGCGAAGAAAAGGAAGACGAGCCCCGAGGGCCAGUUCAGUGACCUUUCUCCAACAAUGCUGAAGGUGGAUUAUACAGCUGUACCCCUCGCUCAAACGACUGAUGAUCUCGUCAAAAGACUUCUUUCGUUGGAGUUGGCAAGUCAUAGUGACAAGCUGAAGCUGAAAACGGAACAGAUGAUCGAAAAAGUCCAACGGGACAAGAAUGACCGCAGCUCAGUGGAAGUUCAGGUGGCUAUUUUGACUGCAAGAAUCCGAAACUAUCAGGAGCAUUUGCAAAAACAUCACAAGGACAUAGCUAACAAAAGACGGAUGCUCAUGGCCAUUGACCGGAGGAAAAAGCUUUUGAAAAACCUCAGGUUGGUUCGCUACGAUGCCUUUGAGAAAGUGUGUGAGCAGCUGGGCAUCACCUACACCUUCCCUCCAGAGUACUACAGACGGGUGACUCGUCGCUGGCUAGCCAAGAAGGCCUAUUGCAUUAAGGUCUUCAAGGAAGUGCAGAAGCAGAAAGCAGAGCAGAGGCUGAAGAUGAGUUCAGCCUCCACAAACACCAAGACAGCCGAGACAAAAGCUGUUUAGAACCAGUAAAGACAAUAUACUGUAUAAUACAACACUUAUGUGGCAUGUGAAUAAAUAGUUUUUGUUUCCUUUUUCAUGUGCAGUCAUACAGUAUUAUUUUCUUUUGCUUUCAAGUUGAUGUCAGAAUUAAAAGAAAAUAAAUUGUCCCAGAAAGUUGUAUUCAAA
Messenger RNA from Morone saxatilis (striped sea-bass), 1042 nucleotides. RefSeq names its product mitochondrial ribosomal protein S15 (gene mrps15). Gene Ontology annotation, molecular function: structural constituent of ribosome. Gene Ontology annotation, cellular component: ribosome. Gene Ontology annotation, biological process: translation. The record is from RefSeq and is a predicted model, not a curated record. The transcript has 8 exons. Bases 128 to 877 code for a protein of 249 amino acids. Lineage: Eukaryota; Metazoa; Chordata; Actinopteri; Moronidae.